AUGUCCGCCGACGAGAACCAGACUCAGCCCGAGUCGCAAUUCCAAAAGCCUGGUGAUCUGGUGGAGCGCAAUGAUGACACUGGUGUUAUGAGCUUGGAGAGUCUUUGCACCAACUGCCACGAGAAUGGUACCACCAGACUCCUGCUCCUUCGUGUGCCCUUCUUCCGUGACAUUAUCCUCGAAUCGUUCGAAUGCGAGCACUGCCACUUCAAGAACAACUCCGUCAAGUCUGCCGGUCAGAUCCAGGAGAAGGGCGCCAAGUACACCCUCGAAGUUGAGAACGAGACCGACAUGCAGCGCCAGGUCAUUCGCAGUGAUACCUCGAUCUUCAAGCUCGAGACUUUGGGUAUCGAGAUGCCCAAGACCGACGGCCAGAUGACCACCGUCGAGGGUGUUAUCCAGAAUAUUUACGAGUCUCUCUCCAGCGAGCAGCCUCUUCGCAAGGAACAGGCCCCUGAACUCCACGAUGCCCUCGUGCCCAUCAUUGAUAGGCUCAAGAGCAUGCUCGACCGCGAGGGAUACCCCUUCACUGUCUCCCUCGACGACCCUACCGGUAACUCUUGGAUUGCUCCUACCACCGCCGAUGACGUUAGGAAGUACAAGCGCCGCGACUAUCCUCGUACCCACGAGCAGAAUGAACAGCUUGGUAUCGCUGCCGACCCCAACGCUGUGCAGCAUGAAGGUGCCGCCGAAGCCGAGGAGGACGAUAUUAUCGCAGGAAAGGUUUAUAGCCUGCCUUCCGAAUGCCCCGGCUGCAGCAAGGAGUGCUUUACCAACUUCAAGAAACUGGACAUCCCCUACUUCAAGGAGGUGUACGUCUGGGGCACCUCCUGUGAACACUGCGGAUACCGCACCAGUGAAGUCAAGACUGGUGGCGAGGUCCCCGAGAAGGGCAAGCGUAUCACCCUCAGUGUCGAGAACGAGACCGAUCUUGCCCGUGAUAUCCUUAAGUCCGACACCUGUGCGCUCUACAGUGAGCAGCUCGAGGUUACCGUCCAGCCCGGUACCUUGGGUGGUCGUUUCACCACCGUCGAGGGUCUUCUCACCGAGAUCCGCGACCAGCUGCGCGGCCAGAUCUACGACAUCGACGACACCACCGGCUCCGGCGGAGACAGCAUGGCCUCCUCCGACAAGGAGAAGUGGGAGCGCUUCUUCAAGCGUCUCGACGCUGCUAUUAGCGGCGAGUUGAAGUUCGUCAUCACCCUCGAGGACCCCAUGGCCAACAGCUACGUCCAGGACCUGUGUGCUCCUGCCGCUGAUCCCCAGAUCAAGACGGAGGAGUACACCCGCACUGAUGAGGAGGAAGAGGAGCUCGGUCUGAAGGACAUGAAGACAGAGGGAUACGAGCAGGAUGCGGAGAACAAGCCUGCCGAAGAGCAGCAGUGA
Aspergillus luchuensis is the source of this 1386-nucleotide messenger RNA. RefSeq names its product zinc finger-containing protein ZPR1 (gene zpr1). The transcript is spliced from 2 exons. The record is from RefSeq and is a predicted model, not a curated record. NCBI's taxonomy places the organism in Eukaryota, Fungi, Ascomycota, Eurotiomycetes, Eurotiales, Aspergillaceae. Gene Ontology annotation, molecular function: zinc ion binding. Gene Ontology annotation, cellular component: nucleus; cytoplasm. Bases 1 to 1386 code for a protein of 461 amino acids.